AUGCGUUCUUUACUGCUAGACGUACUAAUCUGUAUUUUACUUGUUAAAGUUAGUAAGAGCGAAAAAAUUACUUUCGAAAAUGUGACAGUCCGGUGGCGUGUUGAUAACGAACUAAUAGAAUCGGUAGCUACAUCUGAGAGUCUUAAGAAAAUCAUUCCUGAUGUAACCCAAGUGUCGGUGCACAUCUUGGGACAUGUUCCCAUCUUGUACGAAAAAUCGAUUUUCGAUAUACCAAAUUUGAACAGACUUAACUUGUCCAAUGUGGGUUUGGAGGAAAUCGAAUCGCAAGCUUUUGGUAACUUACCACCUUUGGAAAAUCUCCUUCUAUCUUGGAACAACUUGACACAAAUCGAAACUGAUACUUUUUCCGAUUUAAAUGUAUCGAAUGUAGAUUUGUCUUUCAACUCAAUCACCCUUCUAGAACCAGGAGCCUUCAAGAAUUUCAACGCUUCUAUCGUGUCACUUGAUAGCAACAGACUCACUGAAUUGUUAAGUGGUGUUUUUGAGAACGUUACUCUUGGAAGCUUGAGUUUGAGUGAUAAUCUUCUCCACACCAUCCCACCAACGGCUCUGUCUUCAAUUGGACUGACAAAAUUGUAUUUGCAUGGGAACAAUUUCGAGGAAAUCGAUCCGGAAGUCUUUGAUCUGCAAGAAUUGGUAUCACUCGAUUUGGAUUACAACUCAAUCAAACUUUUGCGACCUGGUGGUUUGAGAAACUUGCCAGAGUUGAAGAAACUCUGGCUUUCGGGAAACGAGUUGGAAGAAAUCCCAGAAGGGGUUUUCAACAACACCAAACUCAUCUAUUUGUAUCUAGCCGCAAACAAUAUUGUUAAAAUUGCGAGUAAAGCGUUUGAGGACAUGUCUGCGCUUAGAGUGUUGAACAUUGACUUCAAUAAUGUUACACAUUGGGAUGAUAAUUGGCUGAGUGGGGCAAAAUCAGUUUCUGAAGUAUCAGUCAGGUAUAAUUUGAUUACUGAGAUUCCAGACGAAGUAUUCAAGAAUAACUCUCAUGUGACAAGUAUUAAUUUCCAGGGGAAUAAAAUUAGGAAUAUUUCAGCUAAAACGUUUUAUAAAUUAGAACACAUUGAUUAUUUAAACUUGGCCAAUAAUGAGAUUGAUAACUGGAAUCCAGAUUUAUUGGUUGAUGUUAAUGUUGGUACUUUGGAUUUGAAGGAAAAUAAGUUAUCCUGUAUUGAAGGAGAUUUGGAGACAGUUUUCAGAAAUGUUGAAAUUACUCAUUUAGAGAAUAAUCCUUGGAAUGAACAGUGUGUUAAGAAGGUUGAGGAGUUUAUUAUGAACAAGAAGUUGGAUGUAGCUACAUUUGACAGUCUUAAGGAAGUCAUUCCUGACGUAAAAGACGAGGUGACAAUCACUGGAAACGUUCCCAUCUUGUACGAAAACUCGAUCUUCGAUAUACCAAGUCUGUACAGUCUUGAGCUGUCUAACGUAGGUUUGGAAGAAAUCAAACCGGGAGCUUUUGGUAAUGUACCACUUUUGAACAAACUCGUCCUGAAUUCGAACAACCUGACAGAAAUCCAAAGUGAUACAUUUACCGAUCUAAAUGUAGGGUAUAUAGAUUUGUCAUCCAACUCAAUCUUCCUUCUACAACCAGGAGCCUUCACGAAUUUCAAAGCUGAUAAAAUGACACUUGAAAACAACAACCUCACUGAACUUUCAUGUGGUGUUUUUGAAAAUGUUACUCUCGGAAUAUUAAAUUUGGAUAGUAAUUCUCUCUACACAAUCGCACCAAAAGCUCUGUCUACACUUGGAUUGACAAGGUUGAAUCUGUUUGGGAACAAUCUCGAGGAAGUCGAUCCGGAAGUCUUUGACUUGCAAGAAUUGGAAUCACUCGAUUUGGAUUACAACUCAAUCAAGUUUCUGCGACCUGGUGAUUUGAGAAACUUACCACAGUUGCUUUUCCUCCGGCUUUCGGGAAACGAGUUGGAAGAAAUACCAGAAGGAGUUUUCAACAACACCAAACUCACCUACUUGAAUCAAGCUGAAAACCAGAUUGUUAAAAUUGCGAGUAAAGCUUUUGAUGGCAUGUUGGCGCUUAGAGUGUUGAAGAUUGACUCCAAUAAUCUAACCCAGUGGGAUGAUUGGCUGACAUCACCGUCUGCUUCUAUUUUAGUUCGUUUUAAUCAGAUUACUGAGAUUACAGAUGAAGCUUUCAAGAACUAUUCUCGGUUGUUCAAUAUUAAUCUUCAAGGGAAUCGCAUCAGGAAGAUUUCAACUAAAGCUUUUCGGAAAUUGGAACAGAUUCGUUAUUUUAAUUUGGCCGAUAAUGAGAUUGAUAACUGGGAUCCAGAAACAUUGAGGAAUGUUAGCAUUGUUGGUUUGGAUCUCUGUGGAAAUAGGUUAAAGUGUAUUAAAGGAGAUUUGGAAACAAUUUUCAAGAAUGUUCAAAAGAUACGUUUGGAAAAUAAUCCUUGGAAAAAAGAGUGUGCUAAGAAGAUUGCGAAGUUACAGAAAAAAAAGAAGCAGAUACCCGAUUACAAUUUCUUAGAAUAUUGUGCUAUAAGAAAUAUGUAG
Zophobas morio is the source of this 2532-nucleotide messenger RNA. Its product is annotated as chaoptin-like. The record is from RefSeq and is a predicted model, not a curated record. The transcript has 2 exons. Gene Ontology annotation, molecular function: protein binding. Bases 1 to 2532 code for a protein of 843 amino acids. NCBI's taxonomy places the organism in Eukaryota, Metazoa, Arthropoda, Insecta, Coleoptera, Tenebrionidae.